Messenger RNA from Sphaeroforma arctica JP610, 3179 nucleotides. RefSeq lists its product as hypothetical. The record is from RefSeq and is a predicted model, not a curated record. Gene Ontology annotation, biological process: generation of catalytic spliceosome for second transesterification step; RNA splicing. Lineage: Eukaryota; Ichthyosporea; Ichthyophonida. Bases 296 to 1495 code for a protein of 399 amino acids. The transcript is spliced from 8 exons. Gene Ontology annotation, cellular component: U2-type post-spliceosomal complex; U4/U6 x U5 tri-snRNP complex; U5 snRNP.
AAUAUUUAUAUAUUUAGGCUGGUGUAUAUAUACUGAUAAGCACGCUAUUCAGAUGUAUACCAGAAAUAGGUUCUAUGCACAAGUCAGGAUUGUAGUUUGUAGUUGGUAUUACAUAGCUUACUUCGCCGGCAGUAUCUUGAAUCUACUACCUGGCAACGGUCAGCCGUGAUAAUAAUCUCAGCUUACUGGAAACUCGACCCGAAUACACCUUUACGUGACAUAUUUAGAUACUUUUGAGCAGUUUUUGUUGCAUUCGAGUGUAUUGAAAUAUAUUUGUUAUUGAAGUUGCGUCAAGAUGGAUUUCGCGUCAGUUAUGAAAGCUGAGCUGGAGGCACAGAAGCAGAAAGUCGAAAAGAAUAAAUCGACCGGGAAGUCGUGGAUGAAGAAAAGUGAGCUUAAAGCCAAUGAGGCUAACGAACGGAAACGGAAAAAAGAGGCGGCCCAGAUCGCUGCCGCGGAGGAACUCCUUCACAACAAGAAGGCUAAAGUAACGGAAGACGGUACAGCUGCACCCAUUGCGGGCGAGAAUAAGGGUACGCACACACCAAGUAUAAGUACAGGCACACUAGUGACUAAGACUGGGCUCCCGUUGGUAGCAGCGGAGAAUGAAGUGGCGGCUAAAGUGGGCGGUUUAGGCGAAGAGGAUAAGAAACGGUCGGGGCUGAACAUGGCACCGAAAGAAGUGGUCCGCCAAUUGCGAGACAGGAACGAGCCCAUUCGCCUGUUUGGAGAGACGGAUACCAUGCGUAUGCACCGUUUGGAGUACCUGAAGACACACGAGGCCGUGGUAGACGAGGGCAUGCGCAACGAUUUCAUGGAGGCUAUAGACCGUGUGAACGAAAAGUAUCUGCAGAGCUUUCUGCUGGAAAAGCAACAGUCUGAUGAGCAAAAAGAAUCAGAACGGAAACGGCGUGCGGAGGAACGCGGCAUGAUAGAAGACGUUACCAAGAAACAAAUCGACUCGCUAUAUAAAGUACUAGUAGCAGGCAAAGCAACCCCCCAGGAUAGUGCAACAUUCUGUUUACGGUACGUGCAGUAUUUACUUAUGAAGUGGGAGGAUGAUCUGGAGAACAAAGACAUCAACGACAAGCGCACCGCGAUAGGCCGCAAGGAAUCUGCAAUUUACAGUCAAACAUGCUCGUAUAUUGAGCCUAUGCAGGCUCAGCUCAAGAAGAAUUCCUUGGGUGAGGAUAUCAUGCCGUUGCUGACAGAAGUGUUCAAAUCCAUCUACGAGAGAGAAUACAUAUACGCAGCUGACAUGUAUCUGCGUUUAGCCAUUGGUAACGCAGCCUGGCCCAUCGGUGUGACUCAGGUUGGUAUCCACUCGCGAACCGGGCGAGAGAAAAUCUUCAGUCAACACGUGGCGCAUGUGCUGAACGAUGAAGAGCAACGGAAAUAUAUACAGGCCUUGAAACGUCUGAUGACUUAUGCACAGAAGAGGUUUCCUGCCGACCCGUCAAAGUGCUUGGAGUUCAAUGGACUCAGAAACGAUUAAGCGUAUUUGUAUCUGCUGGCUUACAGAUCAGAUGGCUUCAGAGCUUGCAAAUGCAAGUGUGCUUUCAGAAUCAGUAGAGAAUUGGACAGGCUCCGGAGGUCGCUCAUAUUAGAGUUCGGUUAGAAUUAGUAGUGAAGUGGUAUAUUGUGAGAAGCGAGGUAGAUACGCUGCCCUGGGGGCUACAAAGUGCGUUUGUUGCAUUGCGUAGUAGAACAAGCCAGCCACACUUGUCCCGUGCGAGCCGAUACAGAUGUUGGAAUGGAAGGCGUUGCUAUGCGACAAGCACUUGAUCACUCACGAGAAUUGCCUUGACCGAAUGAGCGGGGCCAUUUGAGGCCAAUUGGGGUGGACCAAACGAGUGGCAUUGGUACUAACGAGACUACUCUACGCUAUGGGCAGAUCAGACGGGCACAAGCCACGUCCUCUGCUCGUAGGAGUCUCUAUCAGACGGGAAAACGCUGUAUGUGUGUGGGCAAGUAUUUCGCGAUACUUCUGCUUUUUUAAUCCAGACAUACAGACUACCAGGCCUCGCACGCUUGACAAGAAGCAAUCCCUACGUGCUGUACAGGGUGUGUACUUGGCUGUUGUUCGGUCAUUGUGAAGAUGCUCUUCAAAGGCCCCCAAUCACAGUUUGUCCGCACAGUCGCUCACAUCACCGUCGUAUCGAUACUGAGGGCUUCUACCCAGACAAAGGAUGUAUUGCAGCAUUGCGCAGUACAUAUACGUGCUCAAGUACUGCACUCCAGACACAGGCGCGUGCACCAAUACGCCAGAUGCACAGGGACACAGGGACCCUAUCCAUCACACACACACAUGCAUAUCAUGCAGACAUGCAUUUGAACCACUCAUGCACACUACACCAGGUGCAUACUACCAUGCCAGGGGUGUACGUUUUUAUGAAUAGGGCACAGAAUGGUACAGAGAGAAGUGAUGUACUACAGGUACACCUGUAUACCACAUAUGAUACAAAGAUAAGCAUUUAUUUGAACUGUACACCAUAGCCGAUUCUCAUAAAAGGUCCGCCACUGCCCUGGCCGCACAAUUCGGUGGAUGUGUUGUAGCGUAUGGUAUGACUACACAACACCCAUGCGGACGUGGGGGGGGGGGGGAGAAUACCAAGACAGAUCAACAGUCUCCAUGGGCACAGGACACGAACGUCCUCAUGACAACUUUAUGGACCAAUUUAAACCCACUAUAGGCAGUACUACUAGCCGUAUGUUUGCGACGAACACGUGGAGAUGCAUGUGGAACUCUUGGCGUCGGGUAAAUAGGUAGCAUGUUUAAUGUAGUGUUUGGGGCGUGAAUAAAGUAAAGGUUAACGCCAUCCGAGAGCGUUUACAACUGUCUCCCAGACUGCAUAAACUGGAUAUUUGAAUUUGGGUCAGUUGACGCCCAAAUGCGUGACCAAUUUAUACCACGAACUGUACGAUCGAGACACAAAUUAGCAUUGGCAAGGUAUUGGUUCGUAGUGUAAAUAUUGAUGGUCCUGUACAUGAUAACCAUUGCAUCAGGCAGUAAUGUCAACCACCAAUUCGCGUCUAGUUCGGGACAGUUGUGAAAGCCUCGGGUUAACGCACAGCACAAUUACAGAGUCCUUAAUGAAACAACCGAGUUCAUCUAUAGGCUACACAGUUCACUGAACUGUACAGAAUGCCAUACCAUGCCGAAUAUCCGUGCGCCUGUU